AUGACUCUCUCCUUGUUCGACAUUCGCAAACAGCUUACCUUCUACGGUUCCUACCAUACCAAUCCAAUCAACAUCCUCGUUCACAUAUUCGGGGUCCCAGCUAUUCUGUGGAGUUCACUGUUGUUGGCUACUCGCAUCCAAACUCCCACAUUCUUGCCAGUGUUUCGCUAUACAUUCAAUGAGUACCUAUCAUUCGAUUUGAACACGUCCGCAGUGGUCGCUGCCAUAUAUCUUGGAUACUACAUCAUCCUUGAACCGUUUGCUGCGUUGUUGUACGCGCCGCAAAUAGUAUUGUUAUUGCUGACAGCAACAGCUCACGCGCACCGUCCUGAUGGCAUUCGAGACGCAAUCAUUGUUCAAGUCAUUUCAUGGAUUGCACAGUUCCUUGGACAUGGACUUGCCGAGGGUCGUGCUCCAGCCCUUCUAGACAACAUUGUUGGUGCCCUUGUACUCGCUCCGUUCUUUGUGCACUUGGAAUUGAUGUUCAUGCUUGGAUAUCGUCCCGCCCUACACAAGCAGCUGCAAAACGAUAUAGGCAUUGAGAUCGCCAAGAUGAGAAAGGCACAAGGCGAUAAGAGACGCCUUGCAGAAAAGAAGGCCAGUUAA
Suillus plorans is the source of this 606-nucleotide messenger RNA. RefSeq lists its product as uncharacterized. The transcript is spliced from 5 exons. The record is from RefSeq and is a predicted model, not a curated record. Gene Ontology annotation, biological process: sphingoid catabolic process. Lineage: Eukaryota; Fungi; Basidiomycota; Agaricomycetes; Boletales; Suillaceae. Bases 1 to 606 code for a protein of 201 amino acids. Gene Ontology annotation, cellular component: endoplasmic reticulum.